This is a messenger RNA of Bufo bufo (common toad), 1741 nucleotides long. It is a transcript of the gene DPM1, whose product is annotated as dolichyl-phosphate mannosyltransferase subunit 1, catalytic. The record is from RefSeq and is a predicted model, not a curated record. NCBI's taxonomy places the organism in Eukaryota, Metazoa, Chordata, Amphibia, Anura, Bufonidae. The coding region runs from base 151 to 912 and encodes 253 amino acids. The transcript has 9 exons. Gene Ontology annotation, biological process: GPI anchor biosynthetic process; protein O-linked glycosylation via mannose. Gene Ontology annotation, molecular function: dolichyl-phosphate beta-D-mannosyltransferase activity. Gene Ontology annotation, cellular component: endoplasmic reticulum membrane.
CCGCUGGCCACGCCCACCGUGACCUGAAUACCUCACGAGCCUUUCAUUUCUACUCUGAUUGGCUACUGUACCACCUGGGUGUGCGAGCUGAUUGGUUGCGCGGUUUGCUAGGCAUUCUGGUGCCCUGUCACAUCCUGGCUGCAGGCCGCCAUGUCUGUUGUCAGUCGACGUGAUAAAAUCCGGAAAGAUGAGGGAAGACGGGACAAGUACUCGGUGCUGCUGCCCACCUAUAACGAGAGGGAGAAUCUGCCGCUGAUCGUGUGGCUGCUGGUGAAAUACUUUGGAGAGAGUGGGUAUAAUUAUGAGAUCAUCAUAAUCGAUGACGGAAGCCCAGAUGGGACAUUGGAAGUGGCAAAGCAACUGAGGAAAAUCUAUGGCUCGGAUAAGAUUCUGCUCAGGCCACGAGAAAAGAAGCUGGGGUUAGGAACGGCGUACAUUCAUGGCAUGCAGCACGCCUCAGGAAACUUCAUCAUCAUCAUGGAUGCUGACCUCUCACAUCAUCCUAAAUUCAUUACAGAGUUCAUCAAUAAACAGAAAGAAGGCAACUUUGACAUCGUGUCUGGGACUCGAUACAUUGGAAAUGGAGGAGUUUAUGGCUGGGACUUGAAGAGGAAGCUCAUCAGCCGUGGGGCAAAUUUCCUAACUCAGGUCUUGUUGCGCCCAGGAGCCUCUGAUUUGACUGGAAGUUUUAGGCUUUAUAAGAAAGAAGUUCUGCAGAAGCUGGUGGACCACUGUGUCUCUAAAGGUUACGUAUUCCAGAUGGAAAUGAUCGUUCGAGCUCGGCAGUUUAAGUACACGAUCGGAGAGGUGCCAAUUUCAUUUGUGGAUCGUGUCUAUGGAGAAUCCAAGCUUGGGGGAAAUGAAAUUGUCUCCUUCAUAAAGGGGUUGUUAACGUUAUUUGCCACCACAUGAGUCCAGCCAGAAGACCGUCUACCACCAUCCGCAUCAUCCAUCUUUUUGCUUUCAUCAUUUUCAUAGAGGAAAAGAGACUAACAGAGGAAUAAAUGUAAUAUUUUGUAUAUAUAUAUAUAAUAUAUAUAUAUAUAUAUAAAAUGAAACUUGUUUCUAGCUUUUUUUUUUUUUUUUUAUCCUUUAUUAUGGUCUGCUGAUUUUGAUAAGAAAAUGUUGAACCGCUCUCACUCUCUGCCCACAUACUGGGAUUUUCUGAAUUUACAUAAGCAAGGCCAAAUAAUUUGUUGAAUUAAGCGUUCUGUAACUUUCUAAUAGACUCUGGGGCAGAUUUACUAUUGAAAAUGCAUACAUGCUUUGCACCACAUUUUUAAAAGGGUUUUAUCAUCUCAGACAUUGCUGGCAUAUCGCCACCAAUGUCAAAUAGCUGCGGGUCCCAACUCUGAGACCUGCACCUGUCUCCAGACCAGGUCACUAAAAGUGAAGGAGAGCGCACUGUGCAUGCGCAGCAUUCUCUCCAAUCAUUUCUAUGGGAGUUCCGAAAAUAUUUUUGGAAGUCCCAUAGAAAUGAAUGGAGAGUGCACCAUGCUAGCACGAUCACUACUCCAUUCGCCUCCGUGGGACUGCUGGAAAUAGCCAGCUCUCAGCUAUUUUUGGAACUCCCAUGGAAAUGAAUAGAGGGCACCUGCCUUCAGUUUAUUUGGGGAUCCCGUUCUGGAGAUAGGAGUGGCACCUAUCUGCCAUUGGUGGCAUAUCCCUGCCACCAGUUUCUGAUGUGAGACAACCCUUUUAAUCUUUUUAUGCCUCAUCUGACAUGGAGUCCCCUAUAUUU